AGAAGAGAAGAUGACGGCGGCCCGCAUCAGGAAGUGCCACAAAUGCGCCACCGGCUUGAUCAAAUCGGAAGGCUGCAACCGCAUGUCGUGUCGUUGCGGGGCCCAGAUGUGCUACCUCUGCCGAGCUGCCAUUAACGGGUACGACCACUUCUGCCAGCACCCUCGUUCCCCGGGAGCCCCGUGUCAAGACUGUGCCAGGUGUUCCCUUUGGACGGACCCCACGGAGGACGACGAGAAGAUCAUCCAGGAAAUUCAGAAGGAAGCAGAAGAAGAACAAAAGAGGAAGAACGGAGAAAACAGUUUUAAGCGGAUCGGCCCUCCGGCAGAAAAACCCGCGGAGAAGAUCCCACGGAUCGAAGCCAUCCCCAGGCCGGUUCCCCAGAACUUCCACCACCACCACCACCACCACCAAAUGCGCCCCUACCCGUUCGGUCACCCCCCUUUCCCCCUGGCCCCCGUGCACCCCCUGUACAACAACCUGGGGCCCAUCAACUUGGGGCCCAUCCCGGCCCCUUACGUCCCCCCACUCCCCAACAUGAGAGUGAACUACGACUUCCCCCCAAUGAACCUGCAGUUGGAGCCCAACCUCCCUAUGCACUUUGGGCCUCAGCCUCGGCAUCGGUUCUGAUCCCGCUUUCGGGAUAGGCGCCGUUCCUUCCGGAACUUUGCUGCAGGGAAAGUCCACACACACUGGUUGUCGACGGUCGCGCCCGUCCGCCCGCUUCCACGAAACUACAAUGUCCAUCUGGGCUCCUGUUCCUUCCCGCCUCCUGUCUCUCUCAGUUCAGAGGUCCGUUUCCCCCCUCCCUCCCUGCCCUCCGCUAGGUGCAGGGGAGCCCUAGAUUGCAAUAAGGGUUUAUCCCGGCACUGUUUUAAUUUUUUCUCCAGGUGCUCACGCUAUUCGAGAAGAGGGGCUUCCGCAGGUGGGAGGACGGGGACAACAUUAUGGCCCAAAUGCGUUCUAGGUCAACCAAAUUUGUCCUGGUCAACUUCUUCCAUUAGCUGUAGGGCCUCCCAAUAUCUGAACCCCCAAAAGAGGUUGAAGGUAGCAGGGGGACUCUUUGGAAUAUUUGAAACACUCAAGUGGCGGUCCUUAAUUCUCAGAAAACCAGGCGUGGCGGGUGCAUGUGUGUGUGGUUUUCUUUUUUUCUUUUUGGCUUAGAUCUUCCACCGCUUCCUCCUCCUGCUAGGAAAAGCAGGGGACAGAUUCCGGGGUCUCCUAAAGCGAGCUGGGAGAGACCCCUCGGGAAUUUGACGCACCUCGAUUGCAGCUCAAAGGGGGGAGCUUUGAAAAGAUGAACCGGAUCGGUCUUGAAAUUAAAUUGGCGGUUGUGGCCAUCGCCGUGGCCGGCUGCCGCUUUUCGGUUAUUCGUGUCUGGAGUUGGAGCCCCGAUUUGGCUGUUGACGCUGCAGCCUCGUGGAGGUUUCCUCCGUUGUGCGUGGAACGAAGGGAUGUAGGGCUGCCCUACAAAAGGGGCCAGAAAUAUUGGGGGUUCUGGGGAGAGACAGGGGCGCAGUUGGGCUGGGCCUCCUCCGCUUUUCCUCUUGCGUUGGGGUGAAUGCUCGGGUUGCUCCCCACAGCUGGGACAAGUGCCCUUGGGCCCCCUCCACCCCCUUACCUGUGGGAGCACAUGGCUCUAAGCUCCCUUAUGCAUCCUCCAUCUCUUGAAACCCAGGUGCGAACAGGUAGCCCAGAAGCUAGAUCUGUGGUCUCAACGUUUAGGUCUUGGGUUCUUCCACAGAACCGUUUAAGGGCUGACUUCAGUUUCUCAACCUGAGCAGCUUUAAGAGGAGUGGACUUCAACUCCCAGAGUUCCUCAGCAAGCUGUGGGAAUUGGAAUCCACCCAUCUUAAAGCCCAGCGUUCCCAGCCAUCUUAAAACCGCCCAGGCAGGGGUGAAACGCUCUGCAGUCUGCGACCGCUUCGCUUCGCUACCGGUUCGCUUCGUGGGAGUGCGCACCGCCGGCACUACCGCGCAGCGCUGAAAAAGGAUUUAAGAACCCUUUUCAGAGUCUGCAAAGGUAAGUAGAGCAGCGAGGGAGAACAGCCGUAACGCACGAUUUAGAUUUGCUAGAAAGCAGUCUUU
Messenger RNA from Thamnophis sirtalis, 2086 nucleotides. The record is from RefSeq and is a predicted model, not a curated record. Lineage: Eukaryota; Metazoa; Chordata; Lepidosauria; Squamata; Natricidae.